ACUAUUAGGUAAAAUAGUCGUAGAGCCUGUGUAAAAAUGACAUACAUAUAUUUUAUUAACCAAGGCGUUCUCACAUGAGUUUUUCGCACGCUUCACUGUUGCCUCGGAGGAUUAUACCCAUAUUGUUCAUUUAAUCACCAUAACAAAUAGUGUAUCAGGCGCAGUGAUAUUGAAUAUAAAGGCGUGUGUAUUACCGUCAUUGGCAUAGGUUUUCUUUAUGCGGACGAUGCUGUCGCAGGACAAAGUAACACAUUACAGCCCACGUUACGCGAUGAAAUACGCUGCCGUUGUUUUAGGCGCAGUUCUUGGACUAACACUGUGAUCAAUACAGCUCGUGUCCAAACUAGUUAGCCUAACAAGAGGCGUGACGUACUUUGGUUUGUAAUUUUAGACACAGUGUAUGACACUUCCAAAAAAAUUAAAGAAAGCCAUUUGAAAAAUAAUAAAAAAAUAUAGAGGCAAACAUAGCUUCGUAGAAAAAUUGCGAAUUUCCUUUUUACGUUAAGUGUUGGUAUAGCCAUUCCGCCUAAUAAAAACAAACAUCGAAAUAUCCAUGUGCAGUAAAAAAACAUCGUAAUCUGUCAAUUAGUAUGAUCCCGGGAAAGUCUACGGUUCUGUUUAUCGCUUUGGUAGCUUGAUUUAUGUAUUUCGAGUAAAUGCCUUCUUCCUUUGAAACAUAACUGGGAAAAUUAUCAGGUGCGUUAUUUGUUACCUUGGUUAGGCCUAAGCUUAAUAGUGCAAAGAAAGUUGUUAAUUAGCAGUAAUUUGAAUUCGCAAUUACAAUAGUGGGGGAAUAAUAUUGUGGAGGAUAAAGUUUCCUGUUGAUUGAAAGUUUCAUAGCUUGUAUGUGUGUGUGAAUUAGGGCAGUAUUAUUGUGUGAGCAGUAAAUCAUCUGCAGAGAUAAUCAUCUUGCAGCCUGUAGCAAGGAAGCUUCAGACCAGAAGAAUAGGACUGAAGGACAUUCAGCAAUAGGAGAUCAUAAAUUUGUUGCACUGGAGGAAGAUCACAUAAUCACUGCACUGGACGAAGACGAAACGGAUUCAGCACUGGAGGAAGAUCAAAGCAGCCACCACAUAGGAGGAAGACCAAAGCAGCUGACUACGCUGCCGAAAACACAGCACAGUCGUUUCAAGAGACCUGCCAACAGAAUGUCCCUAGCACUUAAGUCUGGAGGAGGUAGUAGAGGUGGGCCCUCAUCCUCUGGGGGGGCUGGGGCGAGUUCAUCAGCAGCUACGCUAUCUGCAGACUUAGCUUCCCUGUUUGAGUGCCCAGUCUGCUUUGACUAUGUACUGCCUCCCAUCCUGCAGUGCCAGUCGGGUCACCUGGUUUGUUCCCAAUGUCGCCCGAAACUCACUUGCUGCCCCACAUGCCGUGGCCCACUUGGCAACAUCCGCAAUCUUGCAAUGGAAAAGGUGGCAUCGACGGUGACAUUUCCGUGCCGCUAUCAGACGACAGGAUGCCAGGCGGCGCUGCUGCACUCUGAGAAGGGCGACCACGAGGAGGGGUGCGAGUUCCGGCCAUACGGCUGUCCCUGCCCGGGUGCCUCGUGCAAGUGGCAGGGUGCACUGGACGCGGUGAUGCCACACCUGGUGACGUCACACAAGUCGAUCACGACGCUGCAGGGUGAGGACAUCGUCUUCCUCGCCACAGAUAUCGGCCUGCCCGGGGCCGUCGACUGGGUCAUGAUGCAGUCUUGCUUCGGACACCACUUCAUGCUGGUGCUCGAGAAGCAGGAGAAGUUUGACGGCCACCAGCAGUUCUUUGCCAUCGUGCAGCUGAUCGGGUCGCGCAAGCAGGCGGAGGGGUUUGCCUACCGGCUAGAGCUGAACGGGCAGCGGCGCCGGCUCACUUGGGAGGCGACGCCCCGCUCCAUCCACGAGGGGGUCGCCUCUGCCAUCCUCAACUCGGACUGCCUGGUGUUCGACACCUGCAUCGCGCAGCUGUUUGCCGACAAUGGCAACCUGGGCAUAAACGUGACGAUAUCGAUGGUGUAGCGAGGUGGGGGCGGCGGCAGGAAGGGUGGUGCUCGGGCCGGGGCAGAGGAGGGCGCAGAUGGUGGGGGGCGGGAUGCCUGCGGCCCUGUGGAUGGUGCCGGAGAUGACUGUCCGGUGUCAGACGCACAAGAGUUGCUCCGCCUGCUGUCCGGUGACUGACUGAUGGGAGUGACUCCUGCCAUCCCCACUCGGGAGGCUCAACAGACUGUGACCGGGGCCCGUGACAGGCCGAUCCUGCAGACACUGCCGUUCCCAUCUCCCACUCGUGUGUUAGUGUAUGUGUAAGAUUACUCUGGGACUGAAGCUGUAUUCCUACCGCAGCACCCCUCUGUGUGACAAAUUACUAUGUGACAACUCCUAAAAUUGCACCUGUUCCCAGUAUAAUUUCUUCACUUUGAAAAAAGUAUAAUACAACGGUGUGUCUCCGUAAUGAAGCCUAGCAGUGUGUCAUCAACGUGGCAAGUGCUCAACAGAUUCCCAUCGAGUCAUUUUGAGUAUUAUAUUAGCCCUGUUGUGCUUAUAGUACACUUGUAAACACCAUGUGAAAACUCUUUUAAAAGUCUUUCCGGGAGCAGUGUCGGGAUAGCGUACGAUUUUGUUACUUUGAGGCUAGAUCUCUUGCAUUCCAGAAUGUGAUUUGCUCGUUUUCCCCGCUCAGCAAGAGUUAAAUCUUUUGGGCCAGCGAGUUAAUCUGGAAUGGUGUAAUUUACAAAUAACUGUGUUUGUGGGCCAGACAUUGAUUAAUGUUUUUAGUAUCUGACUAUUUGUGACUGCUGAAAUUCUUACAGUUCCAAAGAGAAACUGAUGUCUGUGUUGUAAACGGCAGUCUGAUUAAUACACAUAUGUGAUAACCAUUGCAGUUCCUGUAAUAUUGUAGAUGAUGUUUAAAAUUUGUGUGGCUGUGGGUCAGCCUAUUCCUGUAACACUAUAAUAUUUAAGUGUGUUAACUGAAUCAAAAUUUUUUGAUAGGCACAAAAUUAUAGUUAAAUAAUUGUACUCAAUGCUAUGGAGGCAGAUAUUAUAAUCAUCGUCAUAUAGUAACACUUACUUAGUUUAAAGUGCAGUGUGAUUCUGUUUACUGGGAUAUAUGUGGAGUCCUAAAAUCAUACAAUGAACGACACUCCUACAUAAUAACAACAACUAUAAUUGUCUUUAUUUUUAUUUUUGUAAUGAUCAGACAUUCUUGUGUAGCGACUUGCUUCUUUAAUCUUCCUGUGAAAUUUAAAGCUCUUGUUUCAUGGUAAUAACCAUCAUUUUAGUCUCAUGAAGUUAAUUUCUAGAAACAUUUAAUCACAGUAAUUGCUUUGUAGUUCCAUGGUGCAAAAAGUGGUCUUUUAGGUACUUUGAGCAUCAUGUAAGCGCCCACAAAGAAUGCUCACCGGCUAGAUGUUAAAUGUAAAUUUUCUCAUAUGACUGCACAAAUCAAGAUUUUUUUUUAUUAAUUUAAAAAUAAUAUACAUAGUAGAAAGACACUUCGGUUGUUCCUUUUAUCGCUGAUUUGCAAUCGUGUAGCUGUGUUCUUUCAUUCCUGCUUAAUACAACAUUUCAGUGUCAACUAUUCUCAAAUCAACAUUUUUAAUUAUUUAAAAUAUUAUACAGAUUAGAAAGACUUUGUUUUUCUCUUUUACUGAUAAUUUGCGAUCAAGAAGCUGUGUUCUUCCUUUAUUGUUUAAUCUGACAUCUCAUUCCAGUGCUCUCGCCACUUGAUUUGAGGUUUGUUUGUUUGUUUGUGUUGACGUGCCCCUGACAUUUGCACCAUGUGAACAUCUGCUGGUUCAAAUAAUAAAUGAAGUAAUCUUGCUAACUGUUCAUUAGUUACUUAGAGUAAGUUACUUUAAACAUUUGGCAGCUUGUCACAUAAAUGUUGGACGUAAACUGGGCAUUGGCACAAUUUGUAGAUACUGGUCUGUUAAAUUAGAUCAAAUUGUGUGAAAUAUAUUAUGUGGAAGUAAUCUGA
This is a messenger RNA of Schistocerca americana (American grasshopper), 3951 nucleotides long. Its product is annotated as E3 ubiquitin-protein ligase SIAH1-like. The coding region runs from base 1149 to 1994 and encodes 281 amino acids. Gene Ontology annotation, molecular function: ubiquitin conjugating enzyme binding; ubiquitin protein ligase activity; zinc ion binding. The record is from RefSeq and is a predicted model, not a curated record. Lineage: Eukaryota; Metazoa; Arthropoda; Insecta; Orthoptera; Acrididae. Gene Ontology annotation, cellular component: cytoplasm. Gene Ontology annotation, biological process: multicellular organism development; proteasome-mediated ubiquitin-dependent protein catabolic process. The transcript has 3 exons.